Molecule: messenger RNA, 1615 nt
Organism: Cylas formicarius (sweet potato weevil)
Lineage: Eukaryota; Metazoa; Arthropoda; Insecta; Coleoptera; Brentidae
Gene: MED11
Product: mediator of RNA polymerase II transcription subunit 11
Exons: 3
Coding region: 238-678 (146 amino acids)
Biological process (GO): regulation of transcription by RNA polymerase II
Cellular component (GO): mediator complex
Molecular function (GO): transcription coregulator activity
Source: RefSeq, a predicted model, not a curated record
CCACCGAGAGCUUUUGGGUGUUGUGUGCGUGAAAAUUGUAAUCAAAUUUCCCUCGGCGGAUGCCGGAAAUGGGUGAAUAUCCUAAUUUAUGAUGAGCCCAAUUAAGCGCAAAUAAAAAAAAUAUUCUAUGUAUACGUGCCCAACAGUACAUAAAAUGUAAGAAGUGGAUCAUAUAUGGCAGUAAUAUUCGCGAGAUAAUAACACAACUUAAAGUUUAAAUUUUGAAAAUCAUUCGGAAUGACCGCACCUAUGGAAAGAAUUCAGGUUCUUGAUUCCAUCGAAAAGGAUAUCAUAACGUGUUUGAAUAGCGCAGGACAAGUUUUUUUGGAGUUAAGUAAAGAAAAAUCGAGUUUAAAACAAGCAGAAAAUCACACGCAGACUUUUCUGAAGACGUUAGGCUCUGUAGAAAACAAAUUAACCGAUCAAAUUAAUUAUUUGACUCAAGUUUCAACUGGGCAGCCUCAUGAAGGGUCAGGUUAUGCUUCCCAGAAAGUUCUGCAAAUGGCCUGGCAUAGACUGGAACAUGCAAGAUCGCGGGUUAAUGAGCUAGAAAAAAUUAAACUUAAACACCUGCAAGGUCGGACAGCACAACCCCAACGUAUACUUACCACACAAGGCAUGGGAGGUCAAACAGGCACACUAACUUCAAUGAGCGUACCUCAAGGGUCUUCUACGUGACAGUUGACUGAUGUUUAUAGAGAACUAUUACUUCGCAUGUUGGAAUAUCAAAUUUGCCAUGACAGUGUUAAGCAUAAUUGAAAAAUAAUAUGCCUACCUCAAAUUCAAGAAUUUAUAGUCUUGUAAGUAAUUUGUGAGUUUGCAUGUUUUCUAUUACUUAAUUUUUUCAUAAACUAUGUGCCAGAAAGUAGGUACUAUAAGAGUGUAUUAUAUUUUCUAUACAAUGACAUGAAGCAAUGAUUAAAGCACUUAAAGUAUGUAUGCGUUUUGAAUAUUGAAACAAGCUGAUUUCAUUUUAUAAAUUUGUUUUAUGAGCUGUUCCACCUGAACAACUUUUGUGGAGGUAAAGAUUUGAGCAGUUUUAUGUUUUGCAUUGUGUGAUGUGUAAGACAAAAAAUAAACUAAGCAUCAAUACAGAAGGAGUGUAAUAUAAUAGUAUAGGAAUGCUCCAAUUUUCCUUUAUUGUAACACGGAAUAUUAACCAAAGACCAAGAGGGACACUCUGUUUCUGAAGUUCAAUAAAAUAGUUCGAAACCAAUCUCAAUCCCAGUUGUACAUAGUUCAUUUAAUUUACAUUUCAUUAGCUCUCAGAGGAAAGUUAAAAUAAAUUAUCUAUAUUAUUAAUCAAUUAUUCAAUCAAAUUAAUGUUUCCCUGAAGAUGUUGAUUUAUAAAUAAGCGAGAAGGGCUAGGAUGUAUUGAGCCAGAGCAAAUUAUCUGCGCCUGUGCAAUUAUGGAAUUCUAUAACAACUUGAUAAAUCCAUAUUUUUAUUGCCCAUCCACUGGUGAUCUUUGUUAUUUUUUUUAAUGGAAAAAAUAUAGCAAAAAAAACUUCACUUUCACUUUCUUGCUUAAUAAGAGUAAUAACUGAAAUGAACUGAACAUAUGCUAGGCAGAUGGGAUGUGAUAACCAAAACUUACAAUGAAAAUCAGGGGAUG